AUGGCCGCCCAGAAUCAACAACAGCCCAGCGGCGGAAAAGACCACCUCUCCGACCUCGACCGCCACGUCCAGCUCCUUGAGGCCAAGGUCAACCAGCUGCGCACCUCGCUCGAGCACUGGCAGCAGUGGUUCUUCGAGUACUCCGCGCUCAAGGAGGAAGUCGAGCAGCUGCCGCGCGAGAGUGAACAGUCGCGCAUCGAAGCACUCCGCCGUCUCCGCCGCGACUUUGACGGGAAGCUCCUGCAGGGCAAGGAACUGCACGAGAUCUUGGGCAAGCCGGGACACGAUGUCAAGCCGGUUGAGCAUAUCCUGAGCGUGCUGGGCCGCAGGCUGGAUUAUGUGGAGAAGAAUAUUGAGGGGCUGAAUAAGUUGCUAGAGAAGGAGGAAAACAGGCUGGCGGCGGCGAGCGUGGUCGCUAGGCCGGAUUUGGGGACUGAUGAGGCGACGGGGUUGCCCAUUACUGAUAUUAUUGAGGAGCUGGACGAGAAUGAUAAUGUCGUCAGCUCGAGGCUGCAGAGGGGAGGGGAUUUGCAGCCGAGAAUUGUGGAGGCGUUGAAGAAGAUGGGGAUUGAGGAGAAGGAUCUGCCCCAGGAUGAGGAGGAGCUGGAGAAGAGCCAGCCUACGACGCAGGAUGAGGCUAAAGCUAAGGCUGGCGCUGGUGCUACUCAGGCGGGGGGGAAGAAGGGGGUCGAGGACAAGGCUGAGGAGAAUAAGCCUGCUGACGAAGUAAAGGUCUAUGGCCCCGAACCUCCUCCCCAUCCGCCGCAACCUAGGAAAAGGGCGAAGCCCAAAGCUGACGUAUCGGCGCAGAAGACGACGAAUAAUAAGGCGGAGGCCAAGGCUGACAGCCAACCGAAGCGGGCCGAGGCCAACGAAAUCAAUAAGAGCGAUGCGACGCCGUCGUCGAGUUCUCCCCAGAAACUUUCUCAGCCCUCCGAGCCUGCCAGCGCUAAGAAGUCUGUGUCGUUCGCUGCGGAUACCAAGCCCGGCCAUGAGCCUCAGCCUGAGCCCCCUAAGUCGCUAACGGCUCAGCGGCUGGAGAAGCUCAUGCAGCAGGCCCGUGAGCAGGAGAAGAUGGACAUGUCUGACGCAGUCAUCCCGGAGAACGAGUCUCCUGAAGAGGCCAAGCUUCGCCGGGAGAUGCUCGAGUACAGCAUGUCGGAGAUUGGUCCUGUUGUGGCUGAGUUGACUCUGGAAGAGAGUGACUACACGACGGAGAACGAUACGACUGACUGGGAUGACGAGGACGAAAACGAGGAUGAUGAUGACGAUGAUGAUGAUGAGGACGAGCUUGGACGCUCGAAGAAGAGUCCCAUCACCCCGGAGUACAUCCGGCGCAUGCAGGAGCUGGAGAGGCGCCUGGGCUUCCAGUCUCAUUUCUCGGUGAAAAAGAAUGAGACGAAGCCCGAGCCGUUGGCACCGAAAGCGUCGGCACAGCCGCCUCAAAAGGCUGCUCAGCCAGCGAAGAAGCCUGCUAAGCCGAUGGAGGGUCUUGCUCGGAUCUCGGUGGUGUCCGAUGCAGAGAUGUCAGACGCCCCACCGGCUAAGAAGGAGAAACCUAAGGCAAAGGAGAAGCCCAAAGAGGAGAAGCCGAAGGAGAGGAAAAAGAAGAGCGUCAGCUUCGCGUCGAAGCUGGACAUCGCCCCCGAUACCUCGGCUGGCCCGGCCCCUCCGCCACCCAAGCCCAAGCAACGCAAGACUGUUCAUGUCGGCGACAUUGUCGAGAAGGGGGCGGAGGCCGAGCUGCCUGAGUCAUCGGAGUCGACGUCCGAGGGCAUCAUCGACGACAAUGCGCCCCGCCUCCCCGCACACCUGUUCCCGCCUGCCCCCAAGCCUCCCGCACCCCCCAACCCCCCGGAACUGCAGACCGUGGCGCACACGAUCGUCGAGCGGCCUGUGGCCGAGGAGGCAGUCGCCCCGGACGAGCUGGACGACGAGAUUCUGUACAAGGAGGCAGCGGUUGAGUACAACCGGCUGCGCAACAAGCUGAUCAAGCAGCAGGGUGGUUUCACGUCGCAAGAGCGUAUUAUUGACAGCGAGACCGGCCAGGUCGCGCUUGAUGAGGAGCUGGGCGGCCCGAAGCGCGUCAGCAGGUUUAAGGCUGCCCAGCUAGCCAAGCUGCGAUAG
Thermochaetoides thermophila DSM 1495 is the source of this 2127-nucleotide messenger RNA. RefSeq lists its product as uncharacterized. The transcript is spliced from 2 exons. Gene Ontology annotation, biological process: negative regulation of transcription by RNA polymerase II; negative regulation of phosphatase activity. The coding region runs from base 1 to 2127 and encodes 708 amino acids. Lineage: Eukaryota; Fungi; Ascomycota; Sordariomycetes; Sordariales; Chaetomiaceae. Gene Ontology annotation, molecular function: transcription corepressor activity; phosphatase inhibitor activity; chromatin binding. The record is from RefSeq and is a predicted model, not a curated record.